Messenger RNA from Oryzias melastigma (Indian medaka), 5414 nucleotides. RefSeq names its product family with sequence similarity 53 member C (gene fam53c). The coding region runs from base 1134 to 2426 and encodes 430 amino acids. NCBI's taxonomy places the organism in Eukaryota, Metazoa, Chordata, Actinopteri, Beloniformes, Adrianichthyidae. Gene Ontology annotation, cellular component: nucleus. The record is from RefSeq and is a predicted model, not a curated record. The transcript is spliced from 5 exons. Gene Ontology annotation, biological process: protein import into nucleus.
AAAAAAAAAAAAAAAAAAAAAGCAGGCUGGAUUUGUUUUUACUUAGAAGAAAUUAAUACUGUAAAACCCCGUACUCACCAAUGUUUUAUCCAGAACGACACUGAUUCACUGCCAAAUAUAUUUUUAAACAGAAUAAGUACAUUUCCCGCCCACCGCUGUGGCGCGCGCUGGAUCGCCCCUCAACUGUCUUCACCCCUCCCCCUCCCCCCAAACGCGGUGCUGUAAACAAGUUGCUGUCACCCUGUAAACUACAUCUCCCAUCAUCCUCCGCGCCGCGAGCUCGCUGUGUCCCUUGUUGGAUUAUUUUUGUCGCUGCCGGAUUCUCGGGCUCUGGUUCGGUUCUGAGCGGGUUUGCGGGACAACGUGAGGAGCUGGAAGCUGGACAGAACCGGGCAGGUGCCGCGAGGAGGUGAAGCUUCGCCCCUCUGCCGCCGCCUCCUCUUCUUCAUCCUCUUCAUCCUGGCACCGUAAAUGUUAUUUAUGAAUGCCUGCCGCUCACGGGCGUGUGCACGCAGGCUCUCCAUCACUACGCUGUUAUAAUUAGAAGACACCGGGCAGAAAUUCUGGCCGAUGUGCGGGUCUGUCCCGCAGCUGCGGUGUCCGCGGUGUGCGGUUGAAGCCGCGCUUCGGUUCUUUGUGGUCGGUUCGGUUCUGUGAGCGGCGGCGGGCGGAGUUCUGCUCUUUGAUAACACUGGGUCAAUACACCGAGCACCGCCGCAACCCGGGGAAGCCUCACCUCAACACCCGACCAGGUGUGUUGCUGGAGUGACAACUAACCGAUGAUGUCCUUGUGAGAGUGGGCGGGGCUACGUGGCCCUGAGGCAGUAAGGAGGAGGAGUCUCAGCCCUUAGCCCCUCCCUAACACUGACCCACGGACACUCAGAGAGCCUCGGUGCCCCUGUCCCUCCUUUCUCCCCCUUCCCUCCCCAUCUUUUCUCCCCCCCAUCCCCACCUGUCCCCUUGUUCUUCCCCCCAUCACCCCCCUCCUCCUCUGCCACCAUGCUGUGGUUGUACUGUUGGUGGAGAGUCUGAGGAAGCAGACUCUGGAAGGCGACGCUGCUCAGCCGAGGGACGUUUCCCUGUCCCUGCUGGACCCGAAAACUCUUGCAGAGUGCUGGCCCCCAGAUGGCUUGAUGCCUGAGAGCAGUUACUGGCAGCUCUGCCCUCCCUCCAAGUCCAGCGUGCAGGGGGGGUUACUGAGCUCUAGUUUCCCCCCUGGCCCGGUGCCCCUGGUGCCCCCAGAUGCUCACCUGCAGGAUGGGGGCGACCCCCUGGACGGGGGUCCCUCUCAGCAGCAGCGGCCCCUGGCGCCCAGCACCUCCGCAUCUGAGCUUUCCGUCCCUGGACUGUCGACCGCCCCGCCAGGGCCCGGACCCCCUCCACCUCCUCCCCCGCCCUCCAAGCGGCACUGCCGCUCGCUGUCGGUGCCCGAGGACCUGUCCCGCUGCCGCUACACGUGGCGGCCCAGCGCCUCACGGGUCUGGACCCCCGUCAGUCGUCAGCAGUGCCAUGGAGGAGCUGUGGGAGGGGCUUCGGGUGCUGGAGUGGCACUGGCAGGAGGGGGUAUAGCGGUAGGGGUGGCGGGGGGAGGAGCCUGUCCUCUCCGUGCCCCCAGCUCCUCUCUGAACUCGUCCCUGCACUCGUCGUCCAGCCCUACCUUCUUCAGCCUGGCGCUGUCCCCGGACUCCCCCCUGCCCUGGAGCUUUCCCUGGGACCCCAGCGAGGCGGCAGCGGGUGGGGGGGCCUGCUGCUGCUUCUUCCCCUCCCCCUCCUCCUGCUCGUCUUCUCCCUCCCCGUUGCAUCCGCCUCCCCCUCCCCAGCGGCGUUUCUCCCUCUCCCCCGUGCUCAUCAGAGACUCAGCCUCCUCCACGUUCCUCCCCCCGCCACCGUUGCCGAGCCAAGCAUCGGCACCCCCACCAGGUGGCGGCGCUGCAGCCACCGCCCCUCCCGGGGGGGCGGUGCCAGCCUCUCCGUCCUCAGCUUGCAGCACCCCCUCCUCUCUGCGGCGCAGCCUCCCCCCCCAGCUGCCCCGCUGCCACUCGCAGCCCUGUGACCUGCUGCUGCUCAAACCGGGUCUGAAGAGACGCCGCGACCCCGACCGGCCCUGCGCCCGGCCCGUGCUCGACUUCGUCAAAAUGACACAGACCCGCAGCAUGGACCCGCAGUGCCUGGAGCGCGCCGGCGGCAGGCUGGCCUGUGGCAGCGACAUUUGCAUGGGCUUGGAGCCGUUCAUGGGCGACUUCCGUGGCUCCUGCUCGCCGGCCGAGUGCCUCGGCAGGACGAGCAUCGGGCCGCUGAGCGAGAGCGACGAGGAGUGUCACGAGGAAGAUGAGGAGGAGGAGGUAGACGAACGGGAGGCGGCGCAGCAGGCCGUGUUUGAGCGGGAUUGUACAGAAUUGGACUUGAACUUAAUAGAAGAAAACUGACUCGUCUGUAAAUGAAAGCUACUUGUUUUUUUUUUUUUUUAACAGUCUUUUUUUUUUUGUUUUGUUUUUUGGAAAAGAUCUGACUCCGCCCCUUUCCCCUAACUCUCCCCUAUCAUUACCUGGCGCCUCCCUGCCCCCAAUCAGCAACACUCUCAGGAACAACACCUUCCCUCAUUGGUCGAGCUGAUUGACGACGGCGAUGAUGCGGCUCUGGCGUCCACAGCUCUCGCUGCCGCCGGUUUCCUCCACUUAAGGGCGGGGAUCGGCGUCCAGACAGGCGUCUUCCAACAGAGUUGCUGUAAUCACCUGACCGGGGAUGACAGGGCGUACGCCGCGGCGGUGCGACCUGAACCACAUCGCCACAUAAUCCUUGGACUCCAGGCGAGUUUGAACUAAAAGGUGAAGCUGGCGGUGAUGCGUUCAGGGUCCUGCUGCUCUGCGGCGCCGCCUGCCUGUCUCCCCUCAGGACACGCUGCCGCUGAUGCUGUCGUCCUCCUGAGUGUUCACUGAAAACAUAACCCACACCGUCUGUGCACGUGCACACGUCGGCUCUGACAUCCCACUAUGUGAUCAUGUGACCGUCCAGACUGAAUCCAGCCAGACGCCCCUCCCCCCAAAAACAGCAAGUUGUCCCCAAUCACAAAAACUUCCAAAACCUUCAUCUUUCUGCUUGCUGGCCAGCAGAUCAUGUGACCUGCAGAGUUCCGGGAAAGCUCUGCCAAAAAAGUUGAUUACCAACCAGAACCACAUAAAAGCUGCUAUUAGUUGCUUAAAUCAGAGCUUAUUUAAAGAAAAGUACCGUUAGGCACACAGAUGAGUCCCACCUCUGAAAUAACAUCAGCUGCAGUGAAUGUGCAGAUAAACAGGGUUACUGUAUUUCAGGGGUUCUUUGAGAGGAGAUUAAUGGAUUUUGUAAAAUGAUGUGGAGGAAAAUCUGCUUUCACGUGAGAAUUUAGUGAUAAAUCCUGUUUAAAGGACGCCAACUCUUCUUCCCCUCCCAGGUGUCUGUGUGUUUUUAGUUAAGCGUGCUGUACCUUUAACAUAGAUGUUUUUCUCAUAGAGCUUGGGGUCAUCAGCAUAGAAACAUUUUAGCAUUACAGAGAACCAAUAGAACUGAGAGAAGAAAAAAUGUUUAACUUGAAGCACAUGCAAAAAUGACCAGAUAAUUACUAGGGGCGUAAUACACCGUGAAGUUGAUUCCUAUUCAUUUGAAUGGAAAGUCUACUCAGAGACAUGCAGCCUUCUUUUCUCAUUGGUUAAGUUUAGUAACCAUGACUACAGUUCUGAAACUUCUAUUUCCAAAGACUACUUUUAAAUUUAAGAUAAAGUUUAACACAAAGGGGCGAGGGGCAAGUCCCAUUAACUGUUAGCUGAGUUUAUUACUGUCUGUUACGGCCCCAAUGGGGAGACCUGGUUCAAGUCUAGGGGGAACACCACAGAUGGGACCAUAACAAAAACUAGACACCAGUAAGAAAAAGUAACAGUUUAUUAAAUAAGGGGAAACAAAGAAAAGGUUUCCUGAAAAGCAAAAGGGAAAAACAAUUAGUGUGCUGGUUAAAAAAACAAACAACAAAAAAACAAACCAAAGGGAAUUGGAAUCUUGGCCAAACAUAAAAUAAGUCAUGGAGACUUCUGACCCAGCCACGUCUACCGUCGGAGUCCGCAGCUCCCUGCUAAUGGAUGCCUAACCAAAACUAUCUAAAGAAAACAAAUAAACAAAGUCUGCAAACUUAGACUACCAAGGUCCUACCCCAAACUAAAAUAACAAAACCCAGCAGUCUAAGACUACUGAGGGCAAAAGAGAACUAAACAGCACCACACUACACACGUCCUCCAUCUUAAAUGGCCAGCAGGUGCCAAUUAAGGAGCAUUGGCCACACCUGCCAGGUGAGUAGAAGAACGAGAUGGAAAAAGGUCCAGCAGUAGCAGCAGGACGUAACACUGUCUAUGCUGAUGAGGUCAUACUCUGCCAAUAUGGCAACCGCCCCAAUUUAACCCUUUAACACCGGGGCUCCAGCGUUUAUGUUCUUUGAUUUGCUGUAAUUUUUCAACCUUUAACACAAUCAUUCCAGUAGAUUCUGAAGCCGCUUUUCUCCUUCAGAAUCUGCUGGAAUUAACGUACGUUAACGAUUUUGUGUUCAAGCGUCACUGAUGACUACUCAAGUGUUAAAGGGUAAAGCUGGGAGGAAAAUCAAAAUAUCAAAAAAAAGAAAAUAACGACAAUAAUUUGUGUAACUUUAAACAUUUUAUUGGGGGCGGGAACCAGAAAAUUUCACCACACAGACGUCUUGAUAGUUUCCUCAUAACACAAAAAAGCUUUCUUCUGAAUUGAGCGUAAACGGAAAGCUUCUUCGGCUCCGAGGUUCUGCACAUCCUUAGAAUCGGAACUGUCUGGUCUGGAUUCAGUCUUGGCUCGAUUGCUCGUGUAAAAACAGCUGUCCGUCCUUCAUUUGCUUUUUUUUAUUCCAAAAAUGAAAGGUCUGAACAUGUUCCACCCAAAAGCCUCUUUUGAGGAUUCCGCCUGCUCUUCAGAUAAACAAGUCGAUGUUUGAUGCUGUUCAGCUGCUUUGACCCGUGAAAGGUCCCUCAGAUGCUGAAAAAACAUCCAAAUUAUGAGAAAAGACAAUCAAGUCACCAUCUUUGAAGGGUAAAUGACCAUCUCAGAGGGAGGCACACAUUCUCUGCAUUUCACCGCGGCUGUUUUACUGUUAGACUUUCACACCUCGGUGGAGACCUGAAACCAGCUGACUGUGUGAGUUCAACCAUUCGGUUCCACAAGACUGAAAAAACAAACCGCCUUAUGUUUGGAUAAACUAAAUCUGGUCACCCAACUUCAAAAAAGUAAGGAAGGUUUCUGAUGGCCUGAAAGCCGGAACCAGUUUACACUUCCUUUGUUUUAACAUCAUCAAUGUCUCAUGAGUUUACAUUCAACAGAACGUUAUUUUGCAGACUGUUUUUGUACGAUUAAAAGCUACCGUUUCAUCAGUG